Drechmeria coniospora is the source of this 909-nucleotide messenger RNA. RefSeq lists its product as uncharacterized. Lineage: Eukaryota; Fungi; Ascomycota; Sordariomycetes; Hypocreales; Ophiocordycipitaceae. The transcript is spliced from 2 exons. The record is from RefSeq and is a predicted model, not a curated record. Bases 1 to 909 code for a protein of 302 amino acids.
AUGCACUCUGCACUCCUACAGGAACGUUUCCUGGCCGUACUGGCAGGACACGUUCGGACGCAUAUCAUCUUUGCUGGUCACGGCUCGUGCCUCGUUGGGGUCCGUUCAGCCGCCAACGAGGGUCCGCAUCAGCACCGCAUCAGCACAGCAUCAGCACCAGCACGAUUCCCCGUCACGGUGCCAACGCCAGAACCGGAAGCGGAAGCAGAGCGACGGCCACAUGGCUCCCCACGCGCCAGGGUCCAGGCUGAGGCCUGCGCCGGCGCCUGUGGGCUCCCGGCCGCUGUCGAGAGGCGCCCGGAAGAUGGCAUCCGUCGGUGCUUCGUGCUCCAUCCGUCUGGAAGCGAGCAAUCGUCAUGUGACGGCAGCAAACACGACGACGACGACGACGACAAGGCACACGAGGACCCUCCCGCCUGUUCGCCUGUCGUCUGUUUGCUCGUUCCUCCUGCUGAUCGGACGUACCCACAUGUACGGAGCACAGCUCCCCCCUUCCCUACCCCUUACUCGUCGUCCUCGUACGGCUUGGAAUCAUUCUCUUUCCUCCUUCCUCCUUCCUCUUUCCCCCCUUCCCUCUCCCUCGUCCCUCCUCUGCCGUCGACGCUGCCGGGUCUGGGCGCUUCCGCCGGUCGCUCCGAUGGCGACGGAAAACGGGCGAUCCAGGCCCAAGGCAGCUCCAUCCGGGCCCCAGGUUUGGUCCCCCCCCCUCACCCUUGCAAGCGACCAUCGUGUCCCGUUUCGGCAUGGCAGGUACUUGCACGUACUUACGAGUACGAGCACAAGUACGGAGUGCGGAGUGCGGCACGAGUAAUGCCAUGGACCCGUGCCGCCUGGGUGAAGCCGCUCCCGCUCCCGCCGCUGCAGCAGCGUGCGUGCAGCUCGGCUUGCGCCACGACGCUCGCUCGCUAG